AAAAAAAGCAGAACCUUCGAGAGCUUUCGCUUGAAAAAAGCGACGCUUCGAGAGCGUUCCUGAUCGUUCCCCCCUCGGCUUCACCUUCUUCCGGUUCCACAAGGCAAUCCCCCCGAGUGCCGUUUCAAUCACCGCAACCGCGCACGAUCAGAAUUCUCGCGCCUGAGGCGGACACCGUGAUCCAGCCUUCCAGCCCUUUCGUGUCCGGCGGCCUCUCCACCCCAGUCCCCAGAUUAUGUCGACGCAGUCCAUCUCGCCCGCCUCCGUGUCCGCGCAGUUCCCCUACCCUGCUACCGCCGCGGCGGCGGCCCCGUCGUACUUCCCCGUGCCCUUCCACCUCCAGACUUCGCAGUACCCCACCUGGCCGACGGUGGCCCCCGCGCAGCCGGCGCCGGCGUACAACGCCGUCUACCCCAUGCCCCAAGUCCAGCAGGCACAACAACUGUUCCAGAGAGACUCGCAGAUAAUCAGCCCUGAGGCUCUCGCCACUGUGAAGGCUGCUAUUGCAGAUAAUGACAAAGACAAGAAAGUUGAAGCAAACAAAAAGGCAGUCCCUCGAAAGGCAGCUGGGCAAUGCUGGGAGGAUCCGACGUUAGCUGACUGGCCUGAAAAUGACUUCCGUUUGUUUUGUGGUGAUCUUGGAAAUGAAGUGAAUGAUGAUGUUCUGACCAAGACUUUUUCAAAAUAUCCAUCCUUCAACAUGGCUAAGGUUAUACGGGAUAAGUCUACCGGUAAAACUAAAGGCUACGGGUUCGUUAGUUUUGCCAAUGCAUCGGAUCUUGCAGCAGCACUGAAAGACAUGAACGGUAAAUAUGUUGGAAAUCGACCAAUCAAGCUACGGAAGAGCACAUGGAAGAGUAGAAUAGACUACGAAGCUUUGCUGAAGCCGAAGACUCGGCCACAGAAGAAGCUCAAAGUGCAACCAAGAAGUGUUUUACACAAGUGAAGCAAAUAAUUCUCCUUGUUCGUCAUCACAGUAUCCACAAUGAUGUUCAAUGCGCAUAUUCAACAGUUGAUGUAAGCCUUUAGCUUUGCACGUGUCAGUGCAUUCCAGUUUAUGAUUGUAAUGUAGGUGUAAAUAUCCAAAUGACUAGUGUCUUUGUGGACAUCAACUAUGUAUUUUGAUGAAUGAUUGAUUGCAAAUGCUAUGGAUUGUUCUUCUCGCUA
Triticum aestivum (bread wheat) is the source of this 1167-nucleotide messenger RNA. RefSeq names its product RNA-binding protein 42. Bases 236 to 946 code for a protein of 236 amino acids. NCBI's taxonomy places the organism in Eukaryota, Viridiplantae, Streptophyta, Magnoliopsida, Poales, Poaceae. The transcript is spliced from 6 exons. Gene Ontology annotation, molecular function: mRNA binding. The record is from RefSeq and is a predicted model, not a curated record.